Clonostachys rhizophaga is the source of this 519-nucleotide messenger RNA. The record is from the annotation of a GenBank genome assembly. Lineage: Eukaryota; Fungi; Ascomycota; Sordariomycetes; Hypocreales; Bionectriaceae.
AUGGCACAAUCUCGAGAUGCUUCUGGUUACAUCCGCCUUCACACAGUCUGGCUACAGAGCUACAUUGAUCUAUACAGAUUCUUGGUUCCAGGGAUCCGCGAGUCGGUUUCACGAGAGGUGAUAACUAAUACGCCUGACGAAUAUGUGUCAUAUUGCCAACAAAAUGUCCUUAUUCGAAUUGUCCAGCUUUUCGAUUUUUGGUCUGAGUUCUUCAAGAAUUGCGAGAAUGAGCCAGUAAAAGACAUAUAUUUUGUAGUGUCACUGUACCAGGCUUCUCAGAUUAUUGAUAACCUUCAGCAUCUCCUUCAGCAAAACAACCCUUUUGGGGACAUCAAUGACAUCAGGAAGAAGCUGCAGGCGGCAUUGGAUAUGGUAUAUCCAGAGCUUCGAGGAAGAUUUCCUAGAAUGAAAGAGUGCCUUCGCGAAAUUAAGAGGGUCAUCAAUACAUUGGGACUGGCACAACCGACAAACCCUACUCUUGAUGAGCGAAAUGAGUCUCAGAAGGACAAGUACCACUGA